Molecule: messenger RNA, 2729 nt
Organism: Cynara cardunculus var. scolymus (artichoke)
Lineage: Eukaryota; Viridiplantae; Streptophyta; Magnoliopsida; Asterales; Asteraceae
Exons: 10
Coding region: 29-2608 (859 amino acids)
Molecular function (GO): protein binding
Source: RefSeq, a predicted model, not a curated record
UUGGAGCUCCCUGGAACUGUAAGUCACGAUGUAUGUAACCAAUCUUCCCCAAAUCAAAUUUAGUUUCUCAAUUUCUCAACACCCCCAUCAAUCGUUUUUAAUUCACUCGCAUGUUGGAACAUCUUAUUCGAUGAUAUUUAAGACCUCAAGAAGAAGAAGAAUUGAAAAUCCACAUUCGUUAAACCUCAAAUUAUGCUCGGCACGUCCACUCGUCACAAGGGUCGGUAGCAGUAGUGACAGCGGUGGCACUUUUGAUGACGCUACCCCACAAAAAGUUUCUGAUGGUAGUUCUGAUUUUGAGACGAGCAGCUCACCUAUCUCUGGUGAUGGCUAUGUAGGCUUGUUUAUUCGGAUGCUAGGGUUAGACAACGAUCCCUUAGAUAGAGAGCAAGCAGUUGAUGCAUUAUGGAAGUACUCUUUGGGUGGAAAGCAGUGUAUUGACGCAAUCAUGAAAUCCCGUGGUUCUGUUUUCCUCACCGUAAAUCUUCUAAACUCAGAGUCAUGUGUUGCAUGUGAAGCAGCUGCAGGCCUUUUGAGAAUGAUAUCCUCAGUUAACAUCUACAGAGACUUGGUAGCAGAAAGUGGGGCCAUACAAGAGAUCUCUAGCCUUCUGAGACGAUCUUCACUGUCUUCUGAGGUAAAAGAGCAAAGUCUAUGUUUAUUGUCAAACUUGUCCGUUGAUGAGAAGCUUCGACUCCAGAUUGCGAACUCUGAUCUCCUGCCUUUACUUAUUAAGUUCUUGGAUGAUGAAGACAUGAGGGUUACCGAGGCAGCUGGCGGGGUUUUAGCUAAUUUAGCAUUGAGCCUUACUAAUCACAAAAUUUUGGUUGAAGCAGGUGUUAUCCCACCACUGGCAAAAUUUCUGAGGACGGACUUUGAAGGAUCUAAGAUCAUUAGAAAAGAAGCACAAAGUACAUUGUUGGAGCUCGCAAAGGAUGACUAUUACAAGAUUCUUUUGAUAGAGGAAGGCAUGGUUGUAGUUCCUUUAGUUGGUGCAGCAGCCUACAAGUCAUUUCGACCAUCGUUGCAUUCAUGGCCUUCUUUACCUGAUGGGUCAGAGCUAAAUGUGAAACAAAAUUUGAAGGGUCCAUCAAGGUACGGUGCAUCAGAAUUACUUCUCGGAUUACAUGUCGAAGAUGAUAAGAAUACGAAAUUAGAGGAAGCAAAGAAGAAUGCAAUAGUUGGCCGGACACAGCAACAGUUUCUUGCUCGUAUUGGAGCUAUAGAAACAGAAGAUGAGAGUAAUAAAACUGGAUCCCCAACUUCGGAUCAAAGAUUUACAAUUUUACCUUGGGUUGAUGGUGUUGCUCGUUUGGUUUUGAUUCUUGAAUUAGAAGAUGAAUCAGCUAUUGCAAAAGCUGCAGAGUCUAUUGCUGAUUCAUCUAUUAGUGAGCAUAUGAGAACCUCAUUUAAGGAAGCAGGUGCUGUAAAGAAUCUAGUACGGCUUAUCGAUCAUCACAGUGAGUCUGUCAGAUUAGCAGCAAUUCGUGCUUUAGAGAGGCUUUCAGUCAGCAAUGAUGUUUGCCAGAGACUUGAAGCCGAGGGUGUCUUGAAUCCUUUGAUAAGAUCGCUGAAAGAUUCGGAUGCCUUUGGGAAUUCAACUUAUAUGAUAAUGCAGAUCCUGAAUAUUCUUGCUCGGAUUUUAGAUCCUAGCAAAGAAAUGAAAUCAAAGUUUUAUGAUGGACCAGUUAAUGGAUCUAAGAAAGGAUGGAAUGAAGCAAGAACUUCCACUCCAAAUUUGACAUCCAGUUUGCAAACUUUUCAAGAGGGGGACCUUUCCGAUCCCACGUUCCUUUCUCGCCUAGUUGAAAUCUUGACUUCUUCUUCUCCGGUUUUGCAAACGAAAGCAGCUACCAUCCUUGAGUUCUUGACAGCAUCUGAGGCUUGUAGAGAGAAAAUCAUCUCACUUGAUAUUGAAUCUGCUUUAGACUCUCUUUUCCGACAGAAGUUCUUCAAUGGCAAAGAAGACAUGGAAACUGAGAGCGACUUUCAGGAAUUAGAACUACACACCCUAGAAAUUGAAGAAGCUGGCCUUGCUGUAUCUGCAGCAUCUCGGCUACUCACCCGGCUGCUUGACUCUGACCAGUUCCGAAAAGUUGUAAACUCGUCUAGACUCACGGAUUCCCUCCGUAACAUUCUCACCUCCAGAAUUCCUCUUCAAAACAAAGAUUGGGUAGCCGCGUGCCUUGUCAAACUCGGCUCUCUCUGGGGCCCUGCAAACCUCGGAUCAGAAAAUCCAAUCAACACCGAGGUCAUGCUAUACGAAACGAUCCCAAGACUUGUUGAGCAAAUGAAAGAUUCUUACUCUCCUGAAGCCCAGGAAGUUGCUGUUUUAGAACUCAACAGGGUAAUUUCUGAAGGGGUUGUGGAUUCUAGUCGGGUGGUGGCCGGUGAAGGAGGGAUUUUUCCAUUGGUGAAGCUGAUCGAAGAAGGAAACGAUAAGGUGGUGGAAGCCGGUUUGGCUAUACUUUAUAAUCUAAGCAUGGACCCCGAGAACCACCCUGCCAUCAUAGCGGCAGGAGUGGUGCCAACACUGAGAAGGAUCGUUCUUUCCGAGAGGCCGCAGUCGGUUCGCGCCCUUCAUCUGCUCAGGACGCUGCCUACUUGAAACAGCUGAGAUUCAAGGUGUUUUCUGCUUGAUAAUUGAUCAAAACCGGUAUCCCACUACAACCGCCGGCGGGAAAACAACAAAAGGAGAAGAAACCCUCAGUUGCAGAAAUAGAACGAGC